Molecule: messenger RNA, 4045 nt
Organism: Papaver somniferum (opium poppy)
Lineage: Eukaryota; Viridiplantae; Streptophyta; Magnoliopsida; Ranunculales; Papaveraceae
Exons: 27
Coding region: 147-3689 (1180 amino acids)
Cellular component (GO): mitochondrial outer membrane
Molecular function (GO): protein binding; ATP binding; ATP hydrolysis activity
Source: RefSeq, a predicted model, not a curated record
AACCGGGUAAAACUAUUUAAAGUACACUCCGAAUACAAAAAGUUGCCUAUUAAAACCCCCAAAACCCCUUCUUUCUUUUAAUUCUUUUUUUACCUUUUUCUUAAAUUCCUCAGUUCUCUGCGAGUAAAAUCAGAUCAAAACGAGCCAUGGUAGAAACUAGAAGCAAAUCAUCAUCAAAACGCUCUUUUCCAUCUAGUAAUACUAGUACCUCUGGAGAUGCUUCUCCUUCACUUUCAAAACGACCGAAGAUGGACGAAGCACUGGAGGAGGCUUCAUCACCAAAUAAAGUUGAUGAUUCCGGGUCCCUACCCGCUGUUGCUAAAACCCUUGGUUCAUCUCAAGAUGACCAAGAAGAAGUGGGUGCGAAUCCUUUACAAGAAUCUCAUACUACACAGAAAUGUAACACUGAUGUGGUUGAUGAUGAUAGAGACAAGGUCUUGCCUUUAUCUACAGAGAAAACCGCGCCAAAUAAAGCUUCAUCAAAGCUUCCAUGGGGAAGGCUUAUCUCUCAAUACUGUCAAAAUCCCAGCCUUCACAUUCAAGAGUCUCCAUUUAGUGUUGGUCAAAACCGAUAUUGCGGCUUAUGGUUGAAAGAUCCAUGUGUUGAUCCGGUUCUGUGUACGCUGAAACGCAUCACAAACGUAGAGAAAAAAGGUUCAGAUACUGUUCUGCUAGAAGUAUUGGGGGUCCAAGGUACGGUCCAAGUGAAUGGAAAGAUUUAUCGUAAAGAUACCAGUGUAGUGCUGCAGGAAGGGGAUGAAUUGGUUUUUAGUUCAUCUGGUAAACAUGCUUAUAUUUUCCAGCAACUGGCAACUAAUAAUUCUGGAAGUCAAAGUGUUCCAGCUAAAGGAAGAAACUUUGGAGCAAGGUCUGUAGACUCCGGAGCUGCUACACAACAAGGAUUAGUAUUAACAUGGUUAUCAAAUCUAGCCUCGCCACAUCUCCCAUCACCUCCACAGAGUGAUGCAGAUGCACAACGAGGUAACGGAAGGCCUAGUUCGGACUCUGAAGUAUCGGGCUCACUGACUCCUGAUUUUGGUGACAAUUGCCGCAUUAAGAAAUGUAGUUCUUCAGGUGACAAGCGAGCUGGUGUUUCGGCAGGUAUUGGAAACAUUAGCAAGUCUUCUCAUGAACUUAAACCAGACAUUAGGGUGCUUGAUAGACAAUCUAUUUCUGCAGGAAUGGGCAAAAACUUAGUACGAGCUCUUGGUGAGCAAAAGAACAGCACAGAAAACAAAACAGUUCCAUCAGCAGCUCUGCGCCAAUCAUUAAAGGAUAGUUUACGACAAGGGAUUCUUUGCUCUGAUGAUAUCGAGGUUUCUUUUGACAGUUUUCCUUACUAUCUGAGCGAAAACACGAAGAAUGUUUUAAUUGCAACAGCACAUAUGCAUUUCAAGUGUAGCAACUUUUUAGAGUACUCCUCGGGUCUACCUACUAUUAGCUCACGAAUAUUAUUAUCCGGUCCAGCAGGUUCUGAGAUCUAUCAGGAGAACCUCAUAAAGGCUUUAGCUAAACACUUCGGCACCAGAUUGCUUAUUGUUGAUUCUCUCCUGUUACCUGGUGAUACUUUGCCAGAGGACUCGAAAUCAAGCAAAAAAGGGCCGCCUACGUUAGAAACAUCAGGAGUUCUUAGAAGAGUUGUAAAAUCAUAUGCUUUAUAUUUAAAGAAACCAGCUUCACCUGCACUUGGAUCUCACAAUCUUGGGAAACAGGAGUCAUCUAACAUAUUAUCUGAGAAUAACAAAUUCAAAAUAGGUGAUAGAGUAAAGUAUCUGGGUUUACCGGGAUCUUGUUCGCCCUAUCUUCCGUCAAGGGGGGCAGCUAAUGGUUACCGAGGCAAAGUAAUCAUUCCUUAUGCUCAAGAAAGUGGAUCCUAUAAAGUUGGCGUUAGGUUUGAUAGAAUAAUUCAAGGAGGUAACGAUCUUGCGGGACUUUGUGAUGCUGACCAUGGUUUCUAUUGCUGCGCUAAUUUACUUUGUUUGGACAAUUCCAGAAGCGAUGAUCUUGACAAACUUGUCAUUGAUGAACUGUUUGAGAUUGUUUGUAGUGAAAGUAAAAGUGCUGGAUUGAUUCUGUUUCUCAAAGAUAUCGAGAAAUCUUUGGGCGUCAAUUCUGAGGCAUAUACAGUUUUGAAACACAAGCUCGAAAAUCUGCCUGACAAGGUAAUCGUGAUUGGGUCCCAUACCCAGAUGAACAAUACUGCGCAGAAGUCACAUUCGGGCAGUUCUAUGUUCUCCUCCAAACUAGGACAAACGUCUCUACUCGACCUUGCUUUUCCGGAUAACUUCGGGGUUGGACUUAAUGGGAGAAGCAAAGUGAUUACAGAGACCGCGAUGCAACUCACCAGACUUUUUUCAAAUAAAGUGACGAUACAACUACCACAGGAUGAAGAUCUGCUUUUGGAUUUGAAACAACAGUUAGACCAUGAUGUUGAAACUCUCACGGCAAACUCAAAUAUUGCCACCAUACGCUCAGUUCUUGGGCGGAGUGGACUGGAAUGCCCAGACCUUGAAAAAAUAUGCAUAAAAAAUAUAACUCAUACAACUGAAAGUGUUAAGAAGAUAGUUGGUUGGACGCUAACUCAUAGCCUAAUGAAUAAUUCAAAAGCUUCUGCCAGCGGAGAUAAGUUUUUGGUUUCCACUGAAAGUAUCAAUUACGGGAUGAGCCUUCUUGAGAGCACUCAAAAUAAAUCCAGUAGUACGAAGAAAUCACUCAAGGAUGUGGUCACCAAAAACGAGUUUGAGAAGAAACUUCUGGCUGAUGUGAUCCCCCCGGCUGAUACCGGAAUAUCUUUUGACGACAUUGGAGCGUUAGAAACUGUAAAGGGCACACUGAAGGAAUUAGUAAUGCUUCCUUUGCAGAGACCAGAACUAUUCAGCAAGGGCCAACUUACAAAGCCGUGCAAGGGAAUUCUGCUUUUUGGUCCUCCGGGCACUGGGAAAACAAUGCUUGCAAAAGCUGUUGCUACUGAGGCAGGUGCAAACUUUAUAAACAUAUCAAUGUCGAGCAUUGCAUCAAAGUGGUUUGGUGAGGGAGAAAAGUAUGUAAAAGCAGCAUUUUCACUUGCAAGUAAAAUUGCACCCAGCGUUUUAUUUGUGGAUGAGGUUGAUAGUAUGUUAGGAAGACGUGAAAAUCCAGGAGAACAUCAAGCUAUGCGGAAAAUGAAGAACGAAUUUAUGCUAAAUUGGGAUGGUCUACGUACAAAGGACAAAGAGCGGGUGUUGGUACUUGCUGCCACCAAUAGACCAUUUGAUCUCGAUGAAGCUGUCAUAAGGAGGCUUCCUCGAAGAUUAAUGGUGAAUUUACCAGAUUCUCCAAACAGAGAAAAGAUUCUCAAAGUUAUUUUGGCGAAAGAAGAGAUGGCACCUGAUGUAAAUUUGAAAGUUGUUGCAAAUAUGACAGAUGGAUAUUCAGGAAGCGACUUAAAGAAUCUAUGUGUAACAGCUGCAUAUUGUCCUAUAAGAGAAAUUUUGGAGAAGGAAAAAGAGGAGAAAGGUUCCGUGCUGCUAGAGAAUACAUCAUUACCUGAUAUUCGUCCUCUAAACAUGGCGGAUCUGAAAUUUGCUCACGAUCAGGUGGGUGCGAGUGUUUCAUCAGAAUCGCGGAAUAUGAAUGAACUUCUCCAGUGGAAUGAUCUUUAUGGAGAAGGCGGAUCAAGGAAAAAGAGAUCGCUGAGCUACUUCGUGUAAUUCUGAUGAAGAUAGGAUGGAUGAUUCUUUUAUUUCUUAAAAAAAGAAAUGUACAGCUAUAGUUACUCUUGGCAUCUGCCAGUCAUUUUACUUCUCAGUAACCGCACAAGAUAGCAAAAAAGGAGUGAUGACCGCGGAACCGUAUAGUGAUUUUGAUGGGGUAUACUACAGUUGCAGGUUUUUGCCACCCUUGUAUAGUCAUGUCGGGGUGUGCUUUUGGCAUUCUUUUUUGCAAUCCAAAUAUAAUAAAGUAAAUAGCCAAUUCUCCUUCUCCUUUCUUGUCUGUAUAAACAAUCCCUUGUAAUAAGCAUAAUUAUAGUAAAAUUUACAUCACUGUUUUUUCUUUCUGUUUGCUC